Messenger RNA from Labrus mixtus (cuckoo wrasse), 951 nucleotides. RefSeq names its product olfactory receptor 11A1-like. Gene Ontology annotation, cellular component: membrane. Gene Ontology annotation, molecular function: G protein-coupled receptor activity; olfactory receptor activity. Gene Ontology annotation, biological process: G protein-coupled receptor signaling pathway. The record is from RefSeq and is a predicted model, not a curated record. The transcript has a single exon. NCBI's taxonomy places the organism in Eukaryota, Metazoa, Chordata, Actinopteri, Labriformes, Labridae. The coding region runs from base 1 to 951 and encodes 316 amino acids.
AUGAACUCAACACAAGUUUCUUAUUUCAGACUCGGUGCCUACUUAGAUGCUGGGUUGUUAAAAUACUUGUUUUUCAUGAUUGUUAUGUUGAUCUACAUGAUUAUUCUUUGUGCCAACCUUUUGCUACUUGUGCUGAUCUGUGUGAACAGAAGCCUUCAUGAACCCAUGUACAUCUUCCUGUGCAGCCUGUUUGUGAACGAGCUGUACGGCAGCACAGGUUUGUUUCCUCUCCUCCUGGUUCAGAUUCUCUCAGACGUUCACACUGUGUCUGCUCCUCUCUGUUUCCUGCAGAUCUUCUGCUUGUACUCGUAUGUGUGUGUAGAAUUUUUCAGUUUAGCCGUCAUUUCUUAUGACAGGUAUCUUGCUAUUUGUCAUCCUCUGCAUUAUAACAGCUGUAUGACUGUCAAAAAGAUCGCCAUGCUGAUUGCAGCAACAUGGUUAACCUCUUUUCUUUUGGUUGUUGGCACCACGUCUCUGAGUUCCCCGUUGCAGCUGUGUGGGAACCUCAUUGCCAAUGUGUUCUGUAACAACUAUUCAAUCGUCAAACUAGCGUGCUACGACACCCGAGUGAAUAACAUCUAUGGCCUCUCCAUCACUACCUUCACUGUUUUUGCUCCUCUCAUUUUGAUCUUCUACACCUACAUGCGGAUCCUCCACGUAUGUUUCUGUGGAUCCAAGCAGACGAGACAGAAAGCCGUCAGCACCUGCACACCUCACCUCGCCUCUCUGCUCAACUUCUCCUUCGGGAUCAGCUUUGAGGUGGUGCAGAGCAGGUUCAACAUGAAAAACGUUCCCUCUCUGCUGCCUGUGUUUUUCUCCUUGUACCUUCUCACAUGUCAGCCGCUCGUCAACCCGCUCAUGUACGGCCUGAAAAUGUCCAAAAUCCUCGACGUAUGUAAAAGUCUGUUUUGUUCUAAAGCUUCCAUCAUCAAACUAAACCGACGAGCCUGA